This is a messenger RNA of Balaenoptera ricei (Rice's whale), 1707 nucleotides long. It is a transcript of the gene CDC34, whose product is annotated as cell division cycle 34, ubiqiutin conjugating enzyme. Gene Ontology annotation, molecular function: ubiquitin conjugating enzyme activity. The record is from RefSeq and is a predicted model, not a curated record. Gene Ontology annotation, biological process: protein polyubiquitination; ubiquitin-dependent protein catabolic process. The transcript is spliced from 5 exons. NCBI's taxonomy places the organism in Eukaryota, Metazoa, Chordata, Mammalia, Artiodactyla, Balaenopteridae. Bases 72 to 656 code for a protein of 194 amino acids.
CCGGCCCGUCCCGCGCCCCCACGGCCCCGCGGCCCCAAGUGCCCCCGGCCCCGGGCCCGUCCGCCGCCGCCAUGGCCCGGCCGCUGGUGCCCAGCUCGCAGAAGGCGCUACUUCUGGAGCUCAAGGGGCUGCAGGAGGAGCCGGUGGAGGGCUUCCGGGUGACCCUGGUGGACGAGGGCGACCUGUACAACUGGGAGGUGGCCAUCUUCGGGCCCCCCAACACCUACUACGAGGGCGGCUACUUCAAGGCGCGCCUCAAGUUCCCCAUUGACUACCCCUACUCUCCGCCGGCCUUUCGCUUCCUGACCAAGAUGUGGCACCCCAACAUCUACGAGACUGGGGACGUGUGCAUCUCCAUCCUCCACCCCCCCGUCGAUGACCCCCAGAGCGGGGAGCUGCCCUCGGAGCGGUGGAACCCCACGCAGAACGUCAGGACCAUCCUCCUGAGCGUCAUCUCCCUCCUCAACGAACCCAACACCUUCUCACCGGCCAACGUGGACGCUUCCGUGAUGUACAGGAAGUGGAAAGAAAGCAAAGGCAAGGACCGCGAAUACACGGACAUUAUCCGGCAGGUGCCCGGCCUCGCAGGGGAGUCUGUGCGAAACAUUCCCCAAGGGCCUGCACUCUCUGCUCUGUUAUGUUCGUGUGUCCCAUGAGCUGCUCUAGGAACCCCUGGGGUUUGUGACUUCUUUCAUGACAAACUAAACACUUCACUAAGUCUCCUCCAAAGAAGUUUUUAGUCUGUCAUUUGCCUCUUAGAAAAGGGAGUAGGUCAGACACGUGUCUCCAUGACGACCCAGCCCCCCCCAGGCCCAGCGUUCACCCGGGGAAACAGGUCCUCGUCCUCACCCGCCUCCAGGCGCAUGCUCACCCACCGUGUCCGCGCAGCUGUGGGGACCUGUGCCCGUGGGCCGGCCGCGCGACCCCGUGGCGGGAGCUCCAGAAAGCCCACCGGCGCUGUCGGGUGGUGGGACCCCAGGCGCAGCAGGUGUGGUCAGAGCUCCCGCCGGCUACCAUCAGUUGGAUAAAGCCCCGGACGGAAAGCACGUGCUGGAGACACGGUGCUGGUGACAGGAAGACGCUCAAGUACAGAGAGGAGAGGACCCGGGACCCCUGCCUGGUGGGGAUGUGCCGAGCGUCCCGCCAUGGGUGCCUCCCAGUGGCUGGCCCUUCCCCUGGGGCUGCUGAGCAACCCCGCCCGCCCCACCCGCCACCCUGCACCCUCCACCCUGCCCCUCACCCACUGGCCCAGCCCAGCGCCGUGGCUGCUCCCACCUCAGCGGCCAGGGCCGACCUGCGCUUCUCUUCCUGAUGAGCUGACACCCUCCCUGUGUCUGCACAGCCCUCGUCCUGGCUCAGAGCCCGCGUUCCGCCCCCUCCCGCAUGCGUGUGCUCGUGUCUGUGCGCGCGUGUGUGAGCAGAGGCCUGUACACGCGCGGGGGCCGUGAGCGGUUGGGCCCGUCUGCUCUGCCCCGCCCCCCGCCCCGGCCAUCCUGUCGCUGGCCCCCGUGGCCCGGCCGUCGCCCCGGUUGUCCUACUCUGUUUCACGGGAGCGAGCGCGGGGGCCCCGGGGCUGCCGGCCGCAAUGAGGCAGACCCCGCUUCUCCCCGCAGGAAGCAGGUCCUGGGGACCAAGGUGGACGCGGAGCGGGACGGCGUGAAGGUGCCCACCACGCUGGCUGAGUACUGCGUGAAGACCAAGGCCCCA